GGGGGCGGGGCGCGAGGCGGAGGUCAGCGGAGAACUUCCGGGGCAGCCGGAAUCUGAGACCGCGAGAAUGGACGUGUUCCUGAUGAUCCGUCGGCACAAGACGACCAUCUUCACGGACGCCAAGGAGUCGACCACCGUGCUGGAGCUCAAGCGGAUGGUGGGCGGCAUCGUCAAGCGGUCUCCCGCUGACCAGCGACUUUACAAGGAGGAGACUUUGCUGCUAGAUGACUCCAAGACUCUGGGUGACUGUGGCUUUACCAGCCAGACGGCACGGGCCCAGGCACCUGCCACUGUGGGGCUGGCCUUCCGCUCACCUGCAGACGAGGAGUGGGAGGCCCUGCGGCUGGAGCCGUACUCCAGCCCCCCAGAGCUCCCAGACGUCAUGAAGCCUCAGGACGGAGGUGGCAGCAGCAGCAGCAGCAACGCCAAUGAGCAGACCGUGCAGUGAUGGUGUGAGGGGUAGGGGUGAGGGAGUGGUGAGGGGGUGGUGAGUAGCGGGGAAGCGGAGCCUGUAGCUCGCCCGCUCACCUGCUCACUCGCCUGCGUGACCGCUCAAUGACCCGCUCAAUCAACUGCUCACUCGCUCACUCUCCUGCUCGCAUACCUAUACACUCACCCACCCACCCACUCAACCAUUCACUCAAAUACACACCCACCCACUCACCCACCAACUCAACCAUUCACUCAAAUACACACACUCCCACCCACCCACCAACUCAGUCAUCCACCCACACACCACCUACCCACACACCCAGUCACCCACACAUCCACCACUCCUCGCACCCAUCACAUCACCGUGUGUCCCUUCUCUACCCAGACUCUACCCACCGCUCGCCCCCCCCCCUGUGCCCCCCCCACCCCGCCCCCCCUCCCCACAUGCCCACCCAGGGAGGUUGACUGCAUUUUUUUUUGUGUUGCGAACGCUGGCACCCCCCUCCCUCCCUCCCUCUCCUCCCACCCUCCCACCCUCUCCUCCCUCUCCACCCUCCCCUCCACCAUCCCCUCCCCUCCCUCCCCCCUCAACUCAACUCCCCCGCAAAUAAACAAACCUCGUUUGAC
This is a messenger RNA of Lethenteron reissneri (Far Eastern brook lamprey), 1059 nucleotides long. RefSeq names its product elongin B (gene ELOB). Gene Ontology annotation, molecular function: protein binding. Gene Ontology annotation, cellular component: elongin complex; VCB complex. The record is from RefSeq and is a predicted model, not a curated record. NCBI's taxonomy places the organism in Eukaryota, Metazoa, Chordata, Hyperoartia, Petromyzontiformes, Petromyzontidae. Gene Ontology annotation, biological process: transcription elongation by RNA polymerase II.